UCAUCUUUUUAAAUUGUCAAUGUAGCUAUAAAAGAGAUGAAGCCUCUGUUAUCUUGUUCAUGUCCUGUGCUAGCUAUUGCUUGCAUUUUAUAAUAGAUACGGACAUAAUCCACUCUUUCCCUCGCUUCUUCUUCCGCCCUGCUGCCUGUGCGUGUGCGCUUCUGAAGCAAUGUCAACCACUGCGUUUAUCUCCACCAUAGCCAGAAGGCUACAAGGAAAGGUAGCCUUAAUCACCGGCGGUGCUAGUGGUAUUGGUGAAUGCACCGCAAAAGUCUUCUCUCACCAUGGAGCUAAAGUAGUAAUUGCUGAUAUCCAAGACGAAUUAGGCCAUUCAGUUGUCGAGGCCCUAGGCCCUUCAAACUCCACCUACGUGCGUUGCGAUGUCACCGAAGAGGCCCAGAUAAAAAAUGCUGUGGACAAAGCUAUCUCAACCUAUGGCAAGCUAGAUAUAAUGCUCAACAAUGCUGGCAUUGCUGAUGACAGUAAAGCACGCAUAAUCGACAACGAAAUGGCUGAUUUUGAACGUGUUCUUAAGAUUAACGUGACCGGAGUUUUCCUCGGCAUCAAGCACGCAGCCCGCGUCAUGAUCCCAGCACGCAGUGGCACCAUAAUUUCAACUGCUAGUGUAAGCUCACUACUUGGUGCGGCAGCUUCACAUGCAUACUGUUGCUCAAAACAUGCUGUGUUAGGACUGACAAGAAAUGCUGCAGCUGAGCUUGGACAGUUUGGCAUUAGGGUGAAUUGCUUAUCUCCUUACGCACUCGCAACUCCUUUAGCAAGGAAAUUUAUUGGGGUUGAUGAUGAUGAGGCGCUUGAAAUUGCGAUGAAUUCAUUUGCUAAUCUAAAGGGAGUGACCCUUAAGACGGAAGAUGUUGCCAAUGCAGCUCUUUAUCUAGCCAGUGAUGAGGCUAGGUAUAUUAGUGGGCAUAAUUUAUUUAUAGAUGGAGGGUUCAGCGUUCAAAACCCGACAUUCCAGAUGUUUCAGUAUCCAGAUUCUUGAUUGUAUCCCUAAGAGGUUGAAUUACUUCUUCACACUCGAGAGAAACAAGUUGCAACUUUGUGAACCUAAUCAAGCAUAUCCAUUGCUAUUGAUCAUAUAUAUUUCGGUCAAAAGAGGAAAGAAAUGUUGAGAAUUAAAUGUGUAAUCCUUAUAGCCAUCAAGAAGUUUUAAAAGAAAAACCUCUCUUGACUUCUACAAUUUAUUUGGAGAGAGAUCAAA
Molecule: messenger RNA, 1219 nt
Organism: Populus trichocarpa (black cottonwood)
Lineage: Eukaryota; Viridiplantae; Streptophyta; Magnoliopsida; Malpighiales; Salicaceae
Product: secoisolariciresinol dehydrogenase
Exons: 2
Coding region: 170-1000 (276 amino acids)
Molecular function (GO): oxidoreductase activity, acting on the CH-OH group of donors, NAD or NADP as acceptor
Source: RefSeq, a predicted model, not a curated record